AUGUCAAUAAACAGAAAAUCCAAACCUAACGAUGUAGUGGAGUCUUCGUCGGAUGAUGAAGAAACUAUAUCAACCAUUAAUACUAGACCUACUGAAAGCUCUUCAACACCAGAUUCACAAUGUUCAAUUUGUCUUGAUGAGUUAACUAAUCCAUGUAAUACAAAUUCAUGUUUGCAUUUAUUUUGUUUUGAAUGUUUACUACUAUGGUCAAAUUCUGCACAGAUUUGUCCAUUAUGUAGAAAAACUUUCAAUUAUAUUUAUCAUUCAUUUGAUGAUCUGGGCGCCCAUGAAACAUAUGAUGUUUCAAUACACGUCCCUAGGUUAUGGGACAGUCCAGAGUUAUCAAUGGACCCAACUAGGUUCCUCUUAGAGAGUAUGACAGGCCAGGAUGGAAUACUAAAUGCUGAUAUCAUUGGUCAAAUUCUAUCAUAUCAUAAUAUUUCAGAUACACCAUUAAUUGGUACAGAAAUGAGAACAUAUGUGUAUACUAAUAAUGCGUGGGCUGAUCCAUUACCUGAUUCAACUGGCCGUACUCUAGAUAGUAGCCCAGCUUACUAUAGAGCUGAUCCAAUGCAAACGAGCAGAUUGUAUAUAUUCAUCCUUAGAGAUAUUAUUGCCGUAAGGGAAUCUCUAAGAGUAGGGGGUCAGACCAUGCCUCUCCCGAACUUAACAGAUGUAUUUAUGACAAAUUAUAUAAUGCAAUUACUCUUUACUCAUGAAAUAAGCCAGUUACAUUACCUUGACGUCUUAAGGUCUAUUCUGGAUUUGCAUGCAGUUCAAUUUUUUCAUGAAUUAUAUAAUUUCGCUAGUAGUCCUUAUGACAUUAGAGAAUAUGAUCUCAAUGUUACUUUUACUUUUCGGCUGUAUUAUAGAGAAUUGACUGAACCAUUGCCAAGUGAAACUAGUGUACUGAAUUCUGAUAACGAAGAAGUUCAAACGCCAAUGAUAAUUACCAAUGUUAGUUCUAGCACCAAUGACUCUGAUGUAAUUCAAAGUCACUCCUUCCGUUCUAUCGAACCACUUAUUUCUGCCUCUAUAGACCAACCAUCUACAUCAACUGGAAUUCAAGACUGUUUAAAUCGACCAAACAAUAGUUUUCAAUCUGUAGAUGGUGGUUCAUUUCCAUAUUCAUCUCAUCUAAAAAGGCGGAGUUCUAACCAAGAUUCUUCGUCGGAUAAUGAUGAUUCAAUAAUUUCUACUCGUGGUUCUAAAACUGCACAUAUAAAAUCUCGUGAUAUUAAAAAGGAAAAAAAGAAAAAAAGAAAAUUAAAAAAAAAAAUUAACACUAAUGAUUCAGGGUCUGAAAUCCCCAGUACCAACAGAAAUCGUUCAUAUUCAGAAUCAUCCUCAACGUCGGGAGAAACAGAUACCAAUUAGCAGCUAUGUUUAUUAGUAAUUUGUAGUAAACUUUUUUUAACUUUACUUAAUGUAUCAACUUAUUCAGAAUCUAUUGUAUUAUAUUUUAAAGUAAUUUGACACAGUAAACAUUUUUUUAUUGACAGUAAUUUGAAAAAAAAACAAAAAAAUAAAUUCCCAAAUUUCAAGU
Messenger RNA from Acyrthosiphon pisum (pea aphid), 1546 nucleotides. RefSeq names its product E3 ubiquitin-protein ligase Topors-like. NCBI's taxonomy places the organism in Eukaryota, Metazoa, Arthropoda, Insecta, Hemiptera, Aphididae. Gene Ontology annotation, molecular function: ubiquitin protein ligase activity; metal ion binding. The coding region runs from base 1 to 1377 and encodes 458 amino acids. The transcript is spliced from 7 exons. The record is from RefSeq and is a predicted model, not a curated record. Gene Ontology annotation, biological process: protein polyubiquitination; protein monoubiquitination.